UUGUCCAGUGUUUGUGAAAAUGAGAUCAGCUGCUCUGUGGGAUCUUUAAAGUCAGUGUGUGAGGAAGAAGAAGGUAAGCCGCCUAAACUGAUUUCAUGUAUUCAACUGGAGAGUUGCAGCAAGCCCAAGACUCCUGUUGCUGUUUUAUUUUUAACAACUUUAAAAAGUAUAAACAUAUGAUGAUGAUGACUGAGUGCGCUUGUGUCCAUGCUAUUGUAGCAUGCUCACAGUGUUCUUAUGUCCUAAAAUCAAUUUAAAGAAAAAAGUCUUUAAAAGUAUCUUAAAUGAUUAUUGUAUCAUUUUCAAUUUCACUCAAAUACUGAGGCAAACUUUUCCACAAUUUAUGAGCAAUAGCUUCAAAAGAGCGCACUCCGUAUGAUUUCUUUCUGUGUCCAUCCACACUGGGAACUCUCAGUAAGACCUGAUUAACAUAGAUCAGGGGUGGGCAGACUAAGGCCCACGAGCCGGGACUGACAAUUAUGCGGCCCUCGAAGGCAUUUAGAAAUGAAAAAAAUUACUUUGUUUUUAAGUUAUUUUGUGGUAUUUUAAAGCAUUUCAUGUACCGUUAGGAUUGUUUUGUUUGAACAUUUUUGAUCAACUUUCUUUUUAAUUUUCUAUUUUUUUAAACAGUCCUGUGUAAACAGACUGUUGUUUUAAUAAAAGUUUUUUUUUAAACAGUCCUGUGUAAACAGACUGUUGUUUUAAUAAAAGGUUUUUUUUAAACAGUCCUGUGUAAACAGACUGUUGUUUUAAUAAAAGUUUUUUUUUAAACAGUCCUGUGUAAACAGACUGUUGUUUUAAUAAAAGUUUUUUUUUAAACAGUCCUGUGUAAACAGACUGUUGUUUUAAUAAAAGGUUUUUUUUAAACAGUCCUGUGUAAACAGACUGUUGUUUUAAUAAAAGGUUUUUUAUAAACAGUCCUGUGUAAACAGACUGUUGUUUUAAUAAAAGGUUUUUUUUAAACAGUCCUGUGUAAACAGACUGUUGUUUUAAUAAAAGUUUUUUUUUAAACAGUCCUGUGUAAACAGACUGUUGUUUUAAUAAAAGUUUUUUUUUAAACAGUCCUGUGUAAACAGACUGUUGUUUUAAUAAAAGGUUUUUUUUAAACAGUCCUGUGUAAACAGACUGUUGUUUUAAUAAAAGGUUUUUUAUAAACAGUCCUGUGUAAACAGACUGUUGUUUUAAUAAAAGUUUUUUUUUAAACAGUCCUGUGUAAACAGACUGUUGUUUUAAUAAAAGUUUUUUUUUAAACAGUCCUGUGUAAACAGACUGUUUUUUUAAUAAAAGUUUUUUUUUAAAAAAAGGUGGGUUUUUUUUUUUGCUGGCAUCUGUGCGUCACAAUGUGACGAUGGAGUGGGCUUCGGAGGACGAAAUCCACAUGGCCUGGGAUUAUUCUUCAAGGAUUAUAAGCUGGUUCCCAACAGCAAAUCGCCACUCUCCACACCGCUGGAUAACCCAAGGGAGCAUCAUUGGACAAUACAGCCUUGCACCAAGGAGUUGCCGGAAUGUUUCAUUGUACCAAUGUUACCCACCUUUCGGGACUCCAUCUCCGGGUUUGAUUUCAGAGUUUCCUUCUCUUAGAUGAGUUGCCAUCCAGGGUUAACGAGUCUACCCGGGGUGAACUCCAGACCACCAACUUGAGAUUUGCCCAGUUUAGACCACUCGGCCACCCCAGCACCCAGAGAAAUGUUUAUCGACAAUGUAAAAUUGGACAUAAUAUACCUGCGGCCCCCCAAUAGCUUUACAUUUGUCAAUGUAGACCUCCACACAAAAAGUUUGCGCACCCCUGACAUAGAUGAUAAGUUGGGGGUAUUUUAAUUUGCAGUAGCACUGAUAAAUGGCUCAAGGAAUUUUACCUUCCAUUCAUGUAGGUGAUUCUUUAUUUUAAAUGUUAUUUUAGAUUUCAACAAGAUUGAGUUGUUGCAUUACAACAAAGAGAGAAACAAGAGGGCGGUAAGGGAAUACCCAGAAAGAGCAAGAAUGAGAAGAGAUCUGCCCAAUAAAAGAUCCAGAUUAACAUUUGAGAUUGUGCUUGAAGGUAUGGAUUGAAUGUAGGGAAAUUCAAUCAGCUCAAGAUUGUUAUUGAUUAAAAAAGAAAUUAAUGUUAAAUACAAUUUUCCCUAUAGUGCAAAGAAAAGCAGUUGAGGGAGAAAAUUUAUAAAUACUUUUGAAGUAUCCAUUUGGACCUUAACUGACUAUUACCCAUUUGUGUUCUAGGUUCUGUGACGAAAAAGGGAAAUGCCACUCAGAAAUCUAAUGAGCCAGAUGCUUUGAUCACAAUGCUGACUACACUUCAAAAGGAAGCUAGAAAAGGAAACCUUGACCAAAGGGUUGGUGGUCGCACUCUGAAAUUCUCUCAGUUGACCUAUGACCUGGAUCUAAAGACAUACCGCUGUCCAGAAGGCAGUGUCCUAGUUAAUAAUACCUGUGGUAUGUUUUUACCAAAUAUUUUUUGUUAUAGCGUUUGUGUUGACCUCGUUUUUUUUCACCAUGAUCCGUGACAUGCAACCUUACCUCCUUCCUCCUUUGUUAACUCUUCGCCGCGCGCCCCCCCCCCCCCCCCCCCCCCCAAAUUUCCUUGAUCAGGAAAGUUUGUUUAUGUUUCCAGUAGGGUCUACAUUAUACUACAUAAAGUGAUAAAUUAAUCUCUAGUGAUGCAUUUCUAGACAUUUUUUCUGAAGGGUUCUGACUCCCUCACCAUAAAUAUGACAAUCGACUGUGAUAGACAGACAGACUUACCAGACAUACAGGAGCCCUAAAAGAAUCACUAGAUUUUCCACUGUGUGUAUUAAUAUUUGUAACUUUCUAGUAUUAUAAUUUUUCACCUGCUGUAAGUUAAUAACGUUUUCAUUUCUGUAUUUGAUUUUUAAUUUUUAUAUCAACUUCAUCCUUCCAUCCCUUUGGCGCUACAUCCCAUGUAGGGCUUUGGUCUGCCUCACUACUUCCUUUCACCAAAACCUAACUAAUGCUUUUCUUUUCCAUGCUCGGAUUCCCAGUUGUUGUAGACCUUUUCCCACAUCAUCCAUCCAUCUAAGCCUAGGUCUGCCUUUAAGCCGUUUUCCUCUGGGGUUUUGGUGAUGCACCCUCUUCAUUCUUCUGUGAUUUGGCAUUCUUUCUAAGUGUCCCGCCCAAGCGUGGCCUGUCCAAUUUUAUUUCUGUUACUAUCAUGGGAUCCUGAUAUAGACUGUAUAAUUCAUGGUUGAUUCGUAUUCUCCAUCCAUAUUCAUUCUUUGUUGGUCUGUAUAUUUUAUUUAUUAUAUUAUUAUAUAUUAUAUUAUAUAAAUAGUUUUCUUUGUUUCUCUGGUAAUGGUUUUACUUUUGAGCAUUUUCUGACUUUUGAAGUGAUCCCUGUUUCCAGCUGAUAUUCUUUUACUUCCAUUAGUAAUUCGUUUCAUUCGAUUAAUAAAGAUCCUAGGUUUUUCAAAAGUCUGGUUUCUAAUAUUAAUGGUUUCAUCUGUCUGUUCUUCUCUUAUCACAGUCAUGUAUUUUGUUCUUUGGCUGUUAACUUCCAGCCCUGCUUGAAGUGAUGCGUCUUUAAAUUUAAUAAAGGAUUUUGAUAUGUCUUUAAAAGUUUCUCUAGCAAUGUUAUGUCAUCAGCACAUGCAAGUUACUGAAGGGGUUGAUUGUAGAGAGUGCCCAUUAGUUGUGAGUCUUUCCUAGGGCUGGCGCUAGGAGGGUGCGGGGCCUUGGGCAAAUUAGAUUAUGUGUGGCCGUUGGCGUUAUAUAUUCUGCAGAAUAUAAAAUUCCCUGAUAAUCCCCUUUUUUCUGCUUAACAUGCAGAGGUCUUUUCAAGAUUCAUCUCGAAGGGAUAGUAGGGGAGUCAGACUGACCUUCAGACCAUUUGACUAUGUCAUAACUCUGAAUUAGUAGGCUUAGGUAUAUUAUAACUAUACUACAGCAACGCGUGGGCGUCGGCCCCGGGGUUUCCCUCAGAAAGUAUCCUGUUAUUGUUCCCCGGGUGUUUAUAUGUAAGCUUCUUAUAACUCUCUCUAAUGUUAGGUUAAAUAGCAUACAAGACAGUGAGUCUCCUUGUCUUAGGCCUCGUCUUUUGUGAAAUAAAUUCCCAUGACCAUUCUCCUUGAACUUUGAUUUUGCUUUUUUUAAUUGUUAAAUGUUACAUUUAUCAGUCUUAUCAGUUUGUUGGGUAUGCCGAAAUCAUACAGAAUCUCAUAUAGAUAUUUUCUUUUGAUGCUGUCAAAGGUCAUUUCACAGUCCACAUAGAGUUGAUGUACUGGGAUAUUAUAUUCAUAACAUUUCUCUAAUAGUCAUCUGAUGACGAAAAUCUGAUCAGUCGUUGAUCGUUUUUGCCUGAAUCCGCAUUGGUAAUCAUCUAGUAUUUCUUCAGUGUACGGUUGUAGUCUUUUGACAAUUAGCUUAGUCAUUAUUUUGUAUGAAUACAAUUAAUAAUUUAAUAGGGAAAUUCCUCUGUAGUUUGUGCACUGAAGUUUGGAGUCUUUCUUGAGAAUUGGGGUUAUCAGUGCUGUUUCCCAUUCUGUUGGAAUUUUCUCUAUCAAGUUAAUAGUAUUAUUAAAUUUAUUAUUGUUAAUAUCACUGGCUUUGAUUUUUUUUUUCUUUGUAUACUGGUUGUCAUUCCUUUGUUUCGUUUGGUUCAUACAAUGAGACAAAUAUUAAAACAGAUUAAAUUUGUAAAACAAUAUAACUGUACAUAAUAUGUCAAAUAAAAAAUCUUUUAUAUCCAUGUUUUAAUCUAUUUCUACUGCCAAACUCAAUCAUUUUGUAGGCAUAAAUUAAAAUAAUUAGCCACAUCAUUAUCUGUACCAAAUUUUCAUGGAAGAUAGUAUGAAAUUAACUCUAUAUAUUGUAUAUCAGUAGGUUCAGAUUACUCAAUUAUUUUUCUAUUUGAUUCUUAUAAUUUUUAAAUGCACUGAAAUCAAACGAAUUUUUCUAUACAUACUUUUUAAAAAGUUUAAGAUGCAGAAAUCACAAAAUUAUACCCAAGUUUGUUUCACCGCUAUUAAAACUGAGUAUUUUAUAAUACAGCAUUUUAAGAUGUUUUUUUUUUAAAAAGACUCUUUUUGCCUCCAGUGAAUUGUCCCAUUGGGACAUUCUUCCAUGUUAUUAUAAAGAGGUGCAUGGACUGCCCUAAAGGCACGUACCAACCUGAGGAAGGGCAUAACACAUGUCUCAGAUGUCCUGACAACAAGUCCACUGACAAAGAACAUGCCAAGAGUGAGCAGGACUGUAAAGGUGGGCAAUGUGCUGGCAAUCAGAGGAUUUAUGGUUUUUAUUUUUUUUAAAGUUCUUUCUUAGUUCAGACCUGUUUACCCUCAAACUCUUCAAAUCGUACAAUAUCAUCACAAAAAUCGUUUAAAACAUUAUCUUAAUUGUAAAAUAAUAAACCCACAGUAUAAACAUGUACACACCUUAAAAUCGUACAUUGUACGCCAAAAUCGUAAGAGUAAACAGGUCUGCUAGUUGUACUGUUACGUCAGUGCUAUCUCUCUUACUUUCACAAUUAUUUCUUUGUGUCCACCUCUCUUAGAAAAAACAAAAAUAAAAUGAGAUAGGUCACCAAAAAACUAAAUUGAUGAGACUGAUAUCUGAAUCCUGAUUAAUUGCUUUUUAUCUAACUUGACUUGGUGUAUGGCCCAGCAAUCCUUUUAAAGGAGAUGCAGCUUCUCAUUCUGAAAAUGCAACUGUCGGCAGGAUACAUAAAUAUAUAUUAUGUAACUUUAAUUUAUACUUAUAUGACUGUUUUUUGUUGAAUCAACGAAGGCAUUUGCUGAAAUGUUUGCAUUUGUAUUCUGUGUAACUGCAAUUAAAGCUUAGCCUAUAUUGUUUUAGUUACUAAAUUUCAUUCUGUCUCAUUAAUCUACUGUCUUGCUAGUUUUAGGAAUGUUAGGGAAAAUUGUACAACUAUGGGCUUUUAUAAUUAUUAACUAUUUUUGUAAUGUUUGUUGAGUUGUAGUGUGGGGAAAAAGUGGCUUUUAACUUGUAUAAACUUCAAAACAACCCGGUUAUAUUUAUGUAUAAUCUAAAAAGAUUAUAAUACAAAUUUGAGCUGUAAUCUUCACAUUAUUAUAAGACUUUCAUACAACUAAGUAAUUUUUAUUUUUUUAUAUGCCUUUUUUAAAUAUUUCUUUUGAAUAUUUUGUUCCCACUAGCGUUGUGUCUUCCUGGCAGUUUUUCACCCAGUGGAUUAGAACCUUGUGAGACCUGUGCCCUGGGUUCCUACCAGUCAGAUUACUCUGCUGAUUUCUGCUACACAUGUAGCAAAGGCAAGACUACCCAUAAGCGAGGCAGCAGAAGAGAGGAGGACUGUGAGGGUAUUUAAUUGAUAACUAUUUUUGGCACUAAAAUAACAUGUUGGAGUGGUUUAUUGUUACACAAUUAUAAUGUCAACAAAUUACAUUUUUUAAGUAUGUUUAAAAUACUUAAUUUAUUUGUAAAAUGUAGAUGUCCAUAAUUUACACUUUUUUUUUUAAAAAGUAAUUGUCUAAUAUUUACAUUUUUUAAAAUGCUCAGUAAAUAAAAUAAAGAAACAUUAAACGUUUCAUGUCUGAGACAUUUUCAAUAUUUUCUAAGUUAAUGCUAUACGCAUUUUUCUUUUUAAUGAUUAAAGUUAAAAUAUUUAACUUUGUUAGAGGUGUGCCCUGCUGGUCAUGCUAGUCAAACUGGGUUAGCUCCCUGCACUCCCUGUCCCUUGAACAGCUAUCAGCCGAAAUCUGGACAGAUAGAGUGCAUCCAAUGUGCGUCAGAGGGCUCUAUACCAUUUCCAGGGAGCUCAUCUGAACAAGACUGUAUCUAUCGUAAGUUAGCAGGUUGUCAUUUUCACUACAUAGAGUAAAGGUUACAAGGCUGUAUCUGUCGUAAGUUAACCAGUUAUCAUCUUCACUGCUAAGAGUAAAGGUUACAAGUCUGUAUCUGUCGUAAGUUAACAGGUUGUCAUUUUCACUGCUAAGAGUAAAGGUUACAAGGCUGUAUCUGUCGUAAGUUAACCAGUUGUCAUUUUCACUGCUAAGAGUAAAGGUUACAAGGCUGUAACUGUUGUAAGUUAACAGGUUGUCAUUUUCACUGCUAAGAGUAAAGGUUACAAGACUCUAUCUGUCAUAAGUUAACAGGUUGUCAUUUUCAUUGCUAAGAGUAAAGGUUACAAGACUGUAUCUAUCGUAAGUUAGCAGGUUGUCAUUUUCACUGCUAAGAGUAAAGGUUACAAGGCUGUAUCUGUCGUAAGUUAACAGGUUGUCAUUUUCACUGCUAAGAGUAAAGGUUACAAGGCUGUGUCUGUCGUAAGUUAACCAGUUGUCAUUUUCACCGCUAAGAGUAAAGGUUACAAGACUGUAUCUGUCGUAAGUUAACAAGUUGUUAUUUUCACCGCUAAGAGUAAAGGUUACAAGACUGUAUCUGCUGUAAGUUAACCAGUUGACAUUUUCACUGCUAAGAGUAAAGGUUACAAGACUGUAUCUGUCGUAAGUUAACAGGUUGUCAUUUUCACUGCUAAGAGUAAAGGUUACAAGACUGUAUCUGUCGUAAGUUAACAGGUUGUCAUUUUCACUGCUAAGAGUAAAGGUUACAAGGCUGUAUCUGUCGUAAGUUAACCAGUUGUCAUCUUCAUUGCUAAGAGUAAAGUUUUUUUUGGCAAUUUCUCAAAAGUUUCUUAAAAGAGAUUGAAGAAACUAACUUGUUAAUGAGUGGGUUUUAGUGUCAUUAACAGCCAAUUUGUAAAGAUGUGUGCAGCCUUGUUACAGUAUGAAGACAUAAAUUAAUUCAAUAGUGUUGAGAUUUCUAUAAAGCUGUGCUACUUUUUCUGCAGUUAGAGAAUAUACAAGAUGAGAGAAUAUGCAAGAAUAGAGAACACACAAGAAGAGAGGACAUGCAAGAAUGUUUCAUGACGAUAGCAGUUUCUUUACUGGCCAUUUGACCAUAUGCCUGAAUGAAUAUCUUAUUAACUUAAGAUAAUUGCUGAUCCCAACAGCAUCCCAAGCCAUUUAAGUUUGUUGAACUGAUUGUUAUGCUGUUAUACACUAUGUCCAUCAAAAGCAGUUGACGCAGGUUCUCAAACCUAAUGUUGUAAACGAUAUUAAAGAAGUAUGUCAGAAAAAAAAACAUUGGUUAAGUUCCUCAUGAUAUCCCUUGUCUCGUCAGCUCUUGAAUCCAUGGAACUUCAGUCUGAUUUUUCCGUCAAGAAGGGAGGCGGUGAUCAGCUCCGUGUUCCCUUCAGUCCCUGCUUUGACAGCCCAUGUGAGAAUGGAGGAACCUGUCAGACUGCCAAAUUCGGCCAGUACAACUGCCUCUGUGGUAAAGGAUACACAGGUGAUUCAACUUAAAUUGUUGGGACUUCUUUUGGAGAAAAAGGGAAGCGAUCACAUGUAAAGGGAAGUAAUCUUUUAGUUGGGCAUCAAUAGAAGAGCAUAUUCUACUCCACUGUAGUUGACUGCAGUGGUAAAAAGCUUGAGCUAAAUAUUUUAUAAAUAUUUAUAAAUAUAAAUGUUUAAAAAUUUCCCAAAGAUUACAUUUUCAAACACUUUGACUUAGUAAGCAAUGUGAAUUUGAUACAGUGAAAUCAAACGAGUGUGAACUAUUAUUACCUUUUAUCUCACCCCCCCCCCCCCCCCCCCCAUGAGCUACUGUUAGGCUUAAUUCUACAACAUUUUUCAAAUAACUAUGAAUGGACUUCUAAAAAUUGGACUUCUAAAAAUUAUAAAUAAUUCACUCAACUUAUUUUCAUUUGAUUUGCAUUAAUGAUAUUAAUGAUUCAAUUAAUUCCAUUGGGAAAUUUAUUGCUGUAUUGACAUAAGACUAGGCCAAUCCAAUGGCAAAGUUCAUUAAUUUCAACUUCAGAUUGCUUCUAAAAAAAAAGAUAUUUUCACUAUAUAGUACUAGCUUAACAUUUUUUUUUUUAAAUGAAAAAAAAAAAAAAAACUUAACCCAUGCACUGCAUCUUUUUAUGUAACAAAUGUAACAAAUGUAACAAAUGUAACAAAUGUAACAAAUGUAACAAAUGUAACAAAUGUAACAAAUGUAACAAAUGUAACAAAUGUAACAAAUGUAACAAAUGUAACAAAUGUAACAAAUGUACAAAAAGAAAUUAAUUUCAAUCCACUGGAUGGAAGAUUUGUUUGUUUAUCCAGUGUUGAAUAUGUUUCUUUGCCAGGAACCAAUUGUGAUGUUGUAUUGGAUCUUUGUGAGGCCAAGCCCUGUCACAAUGGUGGCACGUGCCUAGCAACACCAGGUGGCUUCCAGUGUCUUUGCAAGGACGGUUUCACAGGUAGGUCUUUUUCAAACAUUUCCAUCAGGAUCUGUGACAAGGGCAGACGCAAGAAGUUUGCUUUGGAAUCCAGGCCAAAUGUUCAUUAACAGGAUGGCUUUUUAAGUAUGUAUUUCUUAUGUACUGCUUACUUUUUAUGACCAUAAAAAAAAUGAACCACUAUUAUAAAGUAAAUACCCACACACCCAUCCACAAUGUUGUCCCUGCUGUCCUAUUAGACUGACAUAUUGACAGCACUUGUUGGUUUUGUUUGACCUCAGGUACCAACUGUGAGGUCAACAUUGAUGAAUGUCGGUCAAGUCCAUGCCUCAACAAAGGCGUCUGCAUAGAUGGCAUCAACUCAUUUACUUGCAACUGUCGUAUGCCAUAUACAGGUAGGAUGUCAUUGUAACAUAGCUUAUUUAAUGUCACUAAUCUGUAUAGAUGGCAUCAACUCAAUCACGUGCAACUGUCGUAUUCUAUAUACAGGUAGGAUGUCAUUGCGACAUAACUUAUUUAAGAUCACUAAUCUGUAUAGAUGGCAUCAACUCAUUUACUUGCAACUGUCAUAUGCUAUAUACAGGUAGGAUGUGAUUGCGACAUAGCUUAUUUAAUGUCACUAAUCUGUAUAGAUGGCAUCAACUCAUUUACUUGCAACUGUCGUAUGAAAUAUACAGGUAGGAUGUCAUUGUAACAUUGCUUAUUUAAUGUCACUAAUCUGUAUAGAUGGCAUCAACUCAUUUACUUGCAACUGUCGUAUGCUAUAUACAGGUAGGAUGUCAUUGCGACAUAACUUAUUUAAGAUCACUAAUCUGUAUAGAUGGCAUCAACUCAUUUACUUGCAACUGUCGUAUGCCAUAUACAGGUAGGAUGUCAUUGCGACAUAGCUUAUUUAAUGUCACUAAUCUGUAUAGAUGCCAUCAACUCAUUCACUUGCAACUGUCGUAUGCUAUAUACAGGUAGGAUGUCAUUGCGACAUAACUUAUUUAAUAUCACUGGACUAAAACUUGGGUAAAUGAUACUUUUGUUGGAGUAUAAAAACUGAUGAAUUAUAAGUGGACUUACAAAGAGGGUUGCUACCCACAACAACAUUUCCAUUUUAUUUUUCAAUUUGAUGUGUUUCAGGAGUAAAGGCGGAAUAGAACAGUUUCAAAGGAUAGUUUUGAAAUAAUAGAUUAAAAAACAUGUGUAUCACCACACCUUUAAAUUGUCUGAUGAUAGGCCCACAUAUGUAUGUUCUUAAGCUUAAAUAGGUUUAUAGGCCCACAUAUGUAUGUUCUUAAGCUUAAAUAGGUUUAUAGGCCCACACAUGUAUGCUCUUAAGCUUAAAUAGGUUUAUAGGCCCACAUAUGUAUGUUCUUAAGCUUAAAUAGGUUUAUAGGCCCACAUAUGUAUGUUCUUAAGCUUAAAUAGGUUUAUAGGCCCACAUAUGUAUGUUCUUAAGCUUAAGUAGGUUUAUAGGCCCACAUAUGUAUGUUCUUAAGCUUAAAUAGGUUUAUAGGCCCACAAAUUAAAUGUAUGUUCUUAAGCUUAAAUAGGUUUAUAGGCCAACAAAUGUAUGUUCUUAAGCUUAAAUAGGUUUAUAGGCCAAAAAUGUAUGUUCUUAAGCUUAAAUAGGUUUAUAGGCCCACAAAUGUAUGUUCUUAAGCUUAAAUAGGUUUAUAGGCCCACAAAUGUAUGUUCUUAAGCUUAAAUAGGUUUAUAGACCCACAUAUGUAUGUUCUUAAGCUUAAAUAGGUUUAUAGGCCCACAUAUGUAUGUUCUUAAGCUUAAAUAGGUUUAUAGGCCCACAUAUGUAUGUUCUUAAGCUUAAAUAGGUUUAUAGGCCCAAAUAUGUAUGUUCUUAAGCUUAAAUAGGUUUAUAGGCCCACAUAUGUAUGUUCUUAAGCUUAAAUAGGUUUAUAGGCCCAAAUAUGUAUGUUCUUAAGCUUAAAUAGGUUUAUAGGCCCACAUAUGUAUGUUCUUAAGCUUAAAUAGGUUUAUAGGCCCACAUAUGUAUGUUCUUAAGCUUAAAUAGGUUUAUAGGCCCACAUAUGUAUGUUCUUAAGCUUAAAUAGGUUUAUAGGCCCACAUAUGUAUGUUCUUAAGCUUAAAUAGGUUUAUAGGCCCACAUAUGUAUGUUCUUAAGCUUAAAUAGGUUUAUAGGCCCACAUAUGUAUGUUCUUAAGCUUAAAUAGGUUUAUAGGCCCACAUAUGUAUGUUCUUAAGCUUAAAUAGGUUUAUAGGCCCACAUAUGUAUGUUCUUAAGCUUAAAUAGGUUUAUAGGCCCACAUAUAUAUGUUCUUAAGCUUAAAUAGGUUUAUAGGCCCACAUAUGUAUGUUCUUAAGCUUAAAUAGGUUUAUAGGCCCACAUAUGUAUGUUCUUAAGCUUAAAUAGGUUUAUAGGCCCACAUAUGUAUGUUCUUAAGCUUAAAAAGACUGAGCACCCUCCCCAGAUGUUUUUUUUUAAAAUUUGAAAUGCUGGGAUGCACUUUUAAGUAAUCCUGAAUAAUACUUUGUAUCAUCCCAAACUUAAUCAUAAUUCUAGUGGAAAAUUAGGUUCCCUCUACCUAGCUGCGGUUAUUUACAUCUUUUUUAUUUUAGUAGUUAUGAAAUAUUAAAAUUGUUUUUUAAUUUUUAUUUAAGAUUAUUUAUUUCAUCCAUUUUUAUUUGAAUCAGUUCAAAAUGCCGGGGUGGGUACACCGAAAUGGUGCAUACCAUCAUAGAAAAUGAUGGGUUUAUAUUUAAAUGUGCUUUUAUGGCAAGAAUGAAAAUAAUCUGUAAUUGAAUGAAGAAAUAAGUUCGUUUGGGCUCCAUCCAGCGGGCCACACUAUGUAAUGUUAGGGCUGUGGUUUGGCCACCUCUGCAGUAAGCCUAGCUUUAUUUUGUCUUAACAUUAUAGUCUAAUAACCACAGCAAGAUUCAUUGAGAAGGAAGAGGAGUGCUUGAACUAAAAUUGUAUAGCUGCAUAGAGACUUCUAAAAAUAGAUUUCAAAUACCGCUUACUAGAUCUUAUGAAAUUGUCAGAAUUUGACGCUUCUGUGUGGAGCAGCAGAGAAUGCAUUAAUUAAAAUGAAAAAAAUCAGCAGUUUUCUCCAUUUUCUCAAUUGCGGUUCAGCUGAAGAGCAAACUAAUUAUGUCUCAAACUUCACAAAAUUGCUCUGUACAGCGCCAAAGAAAACAAAAGAAAAUGCUCACUAAAUUUGUCAUUAAGGUGACUAUGCUAAAUAAUACUGCUGCCGUAUCUAACAAGUUGAUUGUUAAAACACUAAGUGAGAAUAUGAGGGUCAUCACCAUCAUAAUGAAAAGUAGCGGUCUUAUUUGAUAGCCUUUAAACACUUUUAGACACUGAUCUCAUAUCUCUCCCAUGCACACUCUUAUGCCCCUUAGUCAAAACCCCUUCUCCUCUCCCCCCCCCCCCCCCUUUGGGCCUAUGUAAUAGAAAUAUGGAUGGUCCUCAAUCAAUCGUAUCUCUCUGUCCAUUCACCCCCGGAUGUAGAAAGGAGCCAAAACUAACAACCAAAAAAGUUUAUCUUUCUUUUUUUAUAUUUAAAUGAUGAAAACUGCCCAGAGUGUAUUUUUUUAAACCCAGUCUCUUAAAAUCCUAGUUGUGACAUUCAAUAAUUAAAAGCAUCUCAAUUCGUACAUUGUAUGCAAAAAUAGAGUAAGCAGGUCUGGCAGAGUAUUUUAAAUUUUGAAAUAAAAAAAUAAUUUGACAGGAACAACUUGUAGCAGCGCUGUUAAUGAUUGCACUGAUGCUGUCUGUUUGAACGGAGGGACGUGUGUCAACACACCUACCAGUUUCAAGUGCCAGUGUCCAUCGGGCUACACUGGAGACGUGUGUGAGAUUGAUGUGGACGAAUGCAUGUCAGCCCCUUGCCAGAAUGGUGGCUCCUGCCAGGAUCUCCCAAGAGAUUACAAGUAAGUUAUGCAGGGAGUUUACCUGGGGUUAAAUCUGAAUACAGCGCUAGCCCUUAAACCUUUUCAUCACAUAAAACUAUGACAUCACUGAUUAAAGCAUGACUUAAUUUAUGUUGUAAAUUCAAGCAAAAUUGUUUUAUUUGUCUUUAAGUUUAAGUGCUUCUGUAAGCUAAGUGCUUCUGUAAACACUAAUGAAGAGAAUGACUGUGAAAUGUAUGUUGCCACAGAUGCACCUGCACGCGUGGUUACACUGGCAAAAGUUGUGAGACAGAGAUUGAUGAGUGUGCGGACAGCCCUUGUCAAAACGGUGCUCGUUGUGAAGAUCUCUUGGACGACUACAAAUGCCACUGUGUGGGAGGUUUCUCUGGCAAAAAAUGUGAAAAAGGUUUGUCAAAUCCACUGCGAGACGAGUGCAUGCUGAAAUACUAAUGAAAGUGCUUUGUUUAGAAACUUGAUUAAAUAAGUUUAGAAACUUGAUUAUAUAUGUUCACAUUGCUUAAAGUUAAAUAUUGAAAAAUUUGAUUAAAAAGUCAAGUGAUUUAAAUAUUCUCUGUAAGAAUCUAAAAAUGCGUUGACCUGUUUGAAUCUAAAGAACAACUGUAUUCAAGCCACUAUACUUUUAUGUAUCCUGGUUCAUUUAAUAUUUCAUUUGAGUUUUGUUCCUAAUAGUCCUAACAUCCCAGUAUCAACUGGAUUUUGUCACGCCAACUAUUUUGGACUAUGCUGAGCUGACCAUCGAUCAACCUAUGACAACCGUGACAGCUUCAUUUUGGAUCAAAACCAGUGACCAAGUCAAUCAAGGAACACCCUUUUCAUAUGCCGUCAGUGAUGAUCCUAAUGCAUUCACUGUAACGAACUAUAAAAAGUGAGUUCUUGUACUGUUUUAGCCUUGUGUCAUGCAAAUCCAUCAAUUUUCAAAGUUGACAAAAAAAAAGCCCACCAAAUGGCUCCAAAUGUAUGAAAUGAAUCAUUUAUAAGUUAUCUGAAUUAGAUUAAUGUAAUUCACAGGUUUGGAGUUAUUUCGUAGUUGAAUGUUGUUAAAUAGAAAGCACUUUACAAGGGGAUCUGUCAUUGUUAUUUUUAUAUCUGCUGAUCAGCUUGGUUUUGAUGGUCAGUGGGGAGCAGCGUAAUGUUGGAGUAAACUUGACAGAUGGCGUGUGGCACCACGUGGCUUUGUCCUGGUCCAGCUUCAGGGGAGGCUGGAAGGCUUAUGUUGAUGGCAUCCUCAUUGACGAAGGGUCCGACCUGUCCACUGGGAAAACCAUCCCAGGUAAUGACAUCUACAGAAUAAAGCGUUUAUUCAAUGGAACAGGGUGGUCAUUUGUAGAUGAAGUUUUUUUUCUGGGAUGUACUCAUGAAAAAAAUAAAAUAAACUCAAGGAUUUAAUAGAAUAAAGAUAAUUACUUAAUACUCAAAAACUCUUUGUGAGCUUAUAUAAAAAAAACUCCUUAAAAAUGUAUGACUUGUAGGAAUAAUGACAUAUAUUUGGAGGAAGUUUUCAAUUAUUAUUAAAGAUUGUGUCCUUGUAUUCCAGGAAAAGGGAAAUUCAUAGUGGGUCAGGAGCAAGACACAUUUGGUGGAGGUUUCAGUCCAGGCGAGACAUUUGUGGGAUCAAUCUCACAGCUCAAUGUGUUUGACCAAGAACUUUCCUGGUCUGACAUCGGCAGGCUUCGCUUCAGUUGUGACUCAUUCCAGGGCAACGUCAUAUCUUGGUCAGCAGUCCAAGCGGCCAUCAAGGGCUCUGUGGCCCAAACACCAUCCUAUUUCUGUCAGGGUAAGCUGAGCUUAUUCUAACUUAAUUUUAAAACUUUAACUAAAAACCAUCUGCACUUUGUAUUCCUUUGUCAGCCAACUGAAUCUGUAUAGAAGAAUGAUCACAGGUCUUGUUGGGCAUAUUUUAAACGUAAUUCUACAUAUUUACAUCAAUACGUACAUCGAAGUAUCUGUCUCCACCUUUAUUUGAGGUCUCCAUUCACCCACAUAAAUGAAUGGAAACAUCCAUUCUAAAAAAAAAAUUUGUUUUGAGGCAAAAAUUGUUUACAACUAAAUUAGUUUUAUUUUACUUUUUGGAGCUAAAUUUGUGCAUGGCUUCACCUUUCUGCACGUCUCCUCAGGGCAUGAUCCACUUGGCUUUAAAUGUGGAACAUUUUCCAAACACCUCUAAAAUGUCACUGUAAUGUUUUAGAAAGUCUUUCUUGCUUUGGGGGAUCACCUUGCUUUCAAUGUGGAAUGUCUUCCAAACAACUCUAAAAUGUCACUGUAAUGUUUUAGAAAGUCUUUCUUGCUUUGGAGGAUCUUAUUUUAGAACGUUAGUUUUAAUACAGGGCUGUGUAAAUUCUCCCAUCUAUUUUUGAUCUGUUUAGUUUAUCAUAGGAUUUCAUCUGUUCAUUUUAUGUGUUUCUUGCUAGUUUGUUAUAAAAGAUCAAUAUAAAAGAUAUAACAGGUGAAUCGUUAAAUUACGAUACUGUGCCAUUCAGUUAAUGAACAUCAUGUACUUAAGAAUUUGGACUUAAAAUAGUUAAAAGAAAAUGUAUUUAGGAAAUAGCACAAAAAUUGUAGUUAUGAGAUACCACAAAAAAAUGUAUUUACGAGAUACCACAAAAAAUGUAUUUACGAGAUACCACAAAAAAUUUAUUUAUGAGAUACAACAAAAAAUGUAUUUAUGAGAUACCACAAAAAAUGUAUUUAUGAGAUACCACAAAAAAUGUAUUUAUGAGAUACCACAAAAAAUGUAUUUAUGAGAUACCAAAAAAAAUCUAGCCUAUUUAUGAGAUACAACAAAAAAUGUAUUUAUGAGAUACCAAAAAAAUGUAUUUAUGAGAUACCAAAAAAAAUGUAUUUAUGAGAUACAACAAAAAAUGUAUUUAUGAGAUACCAAAAAAAAUGUAUUUAUGAGAUACCAAAAAAAUGUAUUUAUGAGAUACCAAAAAAAUGUAUUUAUGAGAUACAACAAAAAAUGUAUUUAUGAGAUACCAAAAAAAUGUAUUUAUGAGAUACCAAAAAAAUGUAUUUAUGAGAUACAACAAAAAAUGUAUUUAUGAGAUACAACAAAAAAUGUAUUAUGAGAUAGGCCUACAACAAAAAAUGUAUUUAUGAGAUACAACAAAAAAUGUAUUUAUGAGAUACAACAAAAAAUGUAUUUAUGAGAUACAACAAAAAAUGUAUUUAUGAGAUACAACAAAAAAUGUAUUUUUGAGAUACCACAUCUCCAAGUUUCCAAACUGUCUAUGACUUCCUUGAGAAUAAACCCCUGACCCAGCUCCAUUCUGGACCAGCUGUUUUUUAAAAACUGAAUGUACUUUUGAUACAUUUGCUGUAUCCCAGAAAUGUUUAAAUUGCAUUGUGUUUGUUUGUCAACCACUGCUGUGCAGCAAAAAAUACCCAUCAAAAGCAGGCACCUACAGCUUUGUUUUUUUUAUCCUCCUGUUUCAGAUAUUCUCAAACCACAAGAAUGAUACCAAAAUGUCCAGCAUGGAGUAAAUCCCUUUUGCUACUUAACAUUUACAAUAUUGUUAUGUAUUGUUGGUUUUACAUCACUUUAUGCACAUUUUAUGUAUAGAUUGUAAAGAAUUAUUGCUUGCUAUAUGAAAAACUUAGUUAUUUGUCUGAUUGAUUUUAUGUACAUAAACUUAAAAAUAAAACCUUUCAGUGCAGGGAUGCCAGUGAUACUAUUUACACAGCAAUUGAGGUAGCUGUUCUUAGGAAACCAUUUCAUCCCAGCUGCUUUGUAAAGUAGUUGCAAGGUAGAAACCCACCGUAGAAUCUGAUGCUUCCCAGGGAUGGGCACGGGUGAGGUUUUUAGGGGAAGAUUUUAGGACAUAAAUAAACCAUUCCAACUCUUGGGAAUGAUGACUCCUUCUGUGAGAGCAGCAUCACCGCGUAUCCUUGCGCUUGGGAUCCUCCGCUAGUAUUUGAUCACGUGGGUGUAGCUGGGGGUGGUCCUGGCAAAAGGAGAUCUCCAAUGUGCCAGAGGGGUGGGUGGAGGGGAAUUUUGGUGAGGGCAUAAAGCGCCUGUAUUAUCUCGACGGCUCGCUGACGCCAUAAUUUUUUAUAAAUUUAAAAUGCAAUUUGGUGCAUACCUUAAUUUAGUUUUGCAUCAUUUGACAUAUAACCAGGGAAUAACAGAAGAAAUGCUAGAAGAAAGUUAGUUUCCUUUUAACCAGCUUUGUUUAUAUAAAUCCUGCAAUUAUAGUACUUACUAUAUAGUAAUAUUUAUUUAUAAUUUUUAAGAUUUGAAAUGACCAUUUUGUAUCUAAUUUGUUUAAGAUCAAUCCAAAAGACCAAACUGUAGUUUUUUUUUUACUAGAUAGUGCAACAGGAUUUUUGUUUCUUACUGUAAUCGUGCAUAUUUUCAGAUGGUAAUAAAAUACUGUUUUGAAUUUGAUGUGAGCAGAUUCUUGAAGUGCUUUCAACUAUGACCAAAUAUUAACAUGUCUUUGUGUUACUAAAUUUAACAAUUUUUCAUUAUUUAACGGGUUUUAUAAACAAAAAAAAUUAAAAAGACUCGUUUAUGGUUUUAAUUAAUUUUAAUUUGUGUUAACAUUAUUUGUACAAAUAGUAAAUGCAUGAAUAAUUACUGAGCUAGAUUUUUUUGUUAGUUUCUCCUAAGAUAAUGCUGUGAAAUCUGUGUUCUCCUAAGAUAAUGCUGUGAAAUCUGUGUUCUCCUAAGAUAAUGCUGUGAAAUCUGUGUUCUCCUAAGAUAAUGCUGUGAAAUCUGUGUUCUCCUAAGAUAAUGCUGUGAAAUAUGUGUUCUCCUAAGAGAAUGCUGUGAAAACUGUCUUCUCCUAAGAUAAUGCUGUGAAAUCUGUGUUCUCCUAAGAGAAUGCUGUGAAAUCUGUGUUCUCCUAAGAUAAUGCUGUGAAAUCUGUGUUCUCCUAAGAUAAUGCUGUGAAAUAUGUGUUCUCCUAAGAUAAUGCUGUGAAAUCUGUGUUCUCCUAAGAGAAUGACGUGAAAUCUGUGUUCUCCUAAGAGAAUGCUGUGAAAUCUGUGUUCUCCUAAGAGAAUGCUGUGAAAUCUGUGUUCUGCUAAGAUAAUGCUGUGAAAUCUGUGUUCUCCUAAGAUAAUACUGUGAAAUCUGUGUUCUCCUAAGAGAAUGCUGUGAAAUCUGUGUGCUCCUAAGAGAAUGCUGUGAAAUCUGUGUUCUCCUAAGAGAAUGCUGUGAAAUCUGUGUUCUCCUAAGAGAAUGCUGUGAAAUCUGUGUUCUCCUAAGAGAAUGCUGUGAAAUCUGUGUUCUCCUAAGAUAAUGCUGUGAAAUCUGUGUUCUCCUAAGAUAAUGCUGUGAAAUCUGUGUUCUCCUAAGAGAAUGCUGUGAAAUCUGUGUUCUCCUAAGAGAAUGCUGUGAAAUCUGUGUUCUCCUAAGAGAAUGCUGUGAAAUCUGUGUUCUCCUAAGAUAAUGCUGUGAGUGAAAUCUGUGUGAAUCGGUUUGGUGAAGAAAACAAACAUCAGUUCUAUCAAUUCUUAGUUUUUCUAUAAUUUACAACUGGCUCCCCAUUGACCUCUAAUUUGAUGAACUCUCAAUACAGCAUCAUUCUUGUCACAGUUUGCAAAACAACAAAGAACUUUAAAUCUAACCAGUUUAUUAGGUAACUGAGACGUAAACAUCAGGAAAUCAACACACAUGUCAGUCAAGAAAAGCCUUCAUGACAAAUUAUAGUUGGCGUAUAUAAGAAAUUAUAAAGGGACAGCAUUUACUUGGUUAUGAGCAAAAUCAGCAUGGCCUUAAAUAAUGAAAAUAUGGGGACCAAUGUGAUGGAAACAUCACUUUAAAUGAUGAACAUAUUGGGAGCUAUGUGAUGAAAACAUGAACCUUUUAUUAAAAGAGUGUGGCUUUAAGUUAGGGGCCUGCUCCUCAGCUAGCUCCUCUCCUGGUCGAAUGAAAUAAAACUCUUAAAAUAAAAAUAUCUAUCAACACACCAGGUAAAGUGUCGCCAACGCACACAUAUAUCAUAUGAGAGUAUGUUUUUUUCUAUUUAAUGUCACCACAUCGUAGCUGUGUGAUGAAACAUUGACGUGGAAAUGUUUAGCUUUGGUAAGUGUGGAACAUUUAGUAGCAAUAUGAGCAUGACAGAAUACCUAUGCCCAUAAGACUUAUUUUGUCGAUUUAUAAAGGUCUAUAGAAAAAAUACUUCAAACGUGUUUGAGCAAUGCUCUGGUAAAACCACUUGUCAAUCUUUUUUUCUCUACAAAUUACUAAAAAUUUAGAAAAACACCAUGCAACUUAUGUUUCACUUGUGUGGUACAUCUUUCCAUGGUACAGACUGCCCUACACCCACGGCCCCUCGCAAUGGCGGGGUCAACUUCACAGACACAAAACCAGGCUCCCAGGUGGACUUCAGAUGCGAUUUAGGCUACAGCAUGACUGGCAAGGCCGAGCUCAAGUGUCUGGUGUCUGGACAGUAUGAUGGGGAGAUCCCUGAGUGCAUAAGUGAGUCAUUGCUCUGUGUUGUUGGAAAAAUUAAAGCUUUGAAAAUAAAUUAAAGAAACUAAACAAUCACUAAAAACAAAGGUUCUUUUUGUAUAAAUUAUUUAUAUGCGUUUUUACUUUAAAAAAAAAAAAUGUUUAAUUAUUAUUCUCCGCAGAUUUAUUUCACCAACCUCUUCAGAAAAACAAAAGAAAAUAUUGUGCACCAAACACACAUGCAAUAUUUUUUUUUAAAUUCUCAUUUAGUGCAGUUAGUCAUAUUUCCUUCAUGUCCCCUUGAAAAAAACAGGAAAAUAUUAUUGUAGGUGGUUGGUUUUGGGGCUGAAAACUUGAUAUAAUGUAUUGUCAUUGCCAAUUAGUCCAUGUGCCAAGUUUCAGCGCAUUAGGUUGACGGGAAGUCAGUCAGUUUUUUUCAGAAGAUUUUGCCUGCCAUAAACAAAGGCAAAGUAAAUAUAAAGGAUUUAAAAAUGUUGAAUUCUCAGACUUGGCAAAGAAAUUUCAAUCUAGAGAUCAACUAAUUCACUUCAUUUUUUAAUAUGCUCUCACCACCAUCCAAUGACUGAUUUAUUUGUGAUGACUUUUGACUUUUCAGUAACUGACUGCGGCAAUCCAGGCAGAAUUAGGAACGGUUUCAUCAAGGGCAAGGACUUCACGUACGGUAAAACAGUUAUUGCUGAGUGCAAACCUGGCUACGAGAUACAUGGUGAAAAAACUCUGACCUGCACAGAUUCUGGUUUCUGGGACUUUGAUACACCCGACUGCGUCGGUGAGUUUUAAAUUAUGUAGAAGGUUGAGGCAGAUGUUUGGUGAGGUCUGGGACCAUGAUACACCCGACUGUGUUGGUGAGUUUGAAAUGAUGUAGAAGGUUGAGAGAGAUUUUUAGUGAAGUCUGGGACCAUGAUACACCCGACUGUGUCUGUGAGUUUUAAAUAUGUAGAAGGUUGAGGCAGAUGUUUAGUGAGGCCUUGGAUUACUUGACUUUAAAGGUCCCUUGUCUUACUCAGAGCAUAGUUUUUAUCAAUGAUCUGGGAUUACUUGAAUUAAGAGCAUAGUAUAUCUAUGUAUGAUUAACAUCAGAUAUAUUUAUGAUUCCUGUCAGAUAUAUUAUGAUUCCUGUCAGAUAUAUGUAUGAUUCCUGUCAGAUAUAUGUAUGAUUCCUGUCAGAUAUAUGUAUAAUCCCUGUCACAUAUUUUUAAAAAGUAUCAGCAUACUGCAAAGUGCAAAUUAUUAUAAUUUUUUUAUAUUUUACUUAAAAUCGCUAACAAUAUUUUAUUAAAAUUUAAAUUUCGUUCUUCAAAAUAAACAAACUUGCAAUUCAUUAAUAAGUUAAAAAUUACCAAUGUGCCAUAUUAUUAUUAUUAAGUUAUUUUUAUAUAGCGCAGAACCCCAGCCUAUGGGUACUCUCACUGCGCUUCACAUAAAAAUUAGCAAUUACAGAAAAUUAUACAUUUAAAACAACGAUUGGUAAAAAGCUUGACCUCACCCACACAUGUACUAUCUACCCCUGACCAGCCAUGGACAGCACCCAGCAGAAUUGAGUGUUGCUUAUCAGUUUGCGUUGGGGGAUGAGAACAAAUCACCACAUAUGAUCAGUAACCAUUUAACUAAAUUUGAGAGGGGCCUUGGGGGUUGAAAAGUGAGUCAUUAUCGCUGUAAAAGUUUGAUCCUAGGCUUGUCUAGUGACUGACAAUUGAUUUGUUUUUAAACUUCCCUUUUAUUUUAAAGAGUUUAACUGAAAAAUGUAUUAUGUCUUCUCACUAAAAUUAAAGAAAAGCAGUGCACUGUCCCAGAACUGUCAGAAAACACAGUACCUUCGACUACCGAGAAGAGGAUCCCACCAGGAACUAGUGUCACAUUCUCCUGCAAAGAAGGUCAGAGGAAAAUUCAAGCUAGAAAAUCUUGAGACAUAGAAUUACAAUCAGAUUAAUAUUAAAGCUAGAGAAUUUAAAUAAGAUUAAAUGUAAAGAUAAAAAUAAAUAAAAAUUACAAUUUAUGUUCAGGUAAACAUGUCCAAUGUUUUUUGGAUCAUUGUUUUAGGAAAAAAACUUUAUAAUAUGUGGCAAAAUAUUGGAAAGAAUCAUAUGCUGGUAAUGUUCUUUAUCAAGGGUUUCUUUCCAUUGCUGAAUACUGCUGCUUUUGACAGAAGGGAUAAUCAUAUAUCACAAUUGGUAAAUCAGAAGAAUAUGAGCGUUGAUUCUAGUUCUCUCAGUUGAAAGUUCAGUUCAGACUCUCCCAAACUUAGACCCAAAGUUCUAUGAACGCAGAUGUAUUAAAAAAAUAUUGAUUUCAGAUUAUUAGAUUUUGUGAAUUUUCAAUGACUUCAAGGUGUCUACAUUGUGACCACGCAUGGUUGGAAUCUGCAAAACUAAUGAUGCGCAGAUGUAUUAAAAAAAUAUUGAUUUCAGAUUAUUAGAUUUUGUGAAUUUUCAAUGACUUCCAGGUGUCUACAUUGUGACUACGCAUGAUUGGAAUCUGCAAGACUAAUGAUACAUAACAGUAAAUUUGUCAGAUCAGUGUUCAGUUUCAAAUUAACUAAUUCAAUCCCAUUAUAUAUCAUAUCUAAUUCAAUCAAUACCAUCGAAUAUCACUACAAAAUUGACCUAAAUAUAAUGACUCCUUCGAACCCUUCAAACUAAGCAUAAACAUUUUUAAAUUGGGAAUGAGUUAUGAUGGCUCUCCUGAGCUACUUAUCUACCAAGACAGUGUAAAUAACAUUGUUGCAAGUAACAUUUAUUUUAUUCUAAAUCUGCAGGGAGCGCAUUACAAACCCAGCAUAACAGUGUCAAAUGUCAAAAAGAUGGCACCUGGGACAAAAGUGUGCCAUCCUGUGAUGAAGUAAAGUGCUCCCCUCCACCACCAAUUGAAAACGGGGAACCCUUCAACUCCAUUGCAGAGUAUAAUGUUGGUGAUUCAGUCAGGUGGGUUCCUGGCCUCUCAUAGCACUAUAGAUGGUUUAGUAACUGAUAGGGUUUCUGGCCUCUCAUAUCACAAUAGAUGGCUUAGUAUAUAUAAGAGUUUCUGGCCUUUCAUAUCACAAUAGAUAGUUUAGUAACUAUAAGUGUUUCUGGCCUCUCAUAUCACAAUAGAUGGUUUAGUAACUGAUAGGGUUUCUGGCCUCUCAUAUCACAAUAGAUGGUUUAGUAACUGAUAGGGUUUCUGGCCUCUCAUAUCACAAUAAUUGGUUUAGUAACAGAAAGUUCUUUCAAACUGAGUCUGUCAUUAGUUAGCGGGAAGUCAUCCACAUUUCUGUAACUCACUCGUUCUAGACAUGUUUUUAAAAAAAUCUAUGUAAAUAGAAUUAAAGUUUUAAGUUCUUAUCUAUAAGUAGCAGAACAUGACCCUUGUAUUAGAUCCUAAAUUAAGAUUCUACAUGAAAAAAUUUAAGAAAAUUGAAACCACAUUUAAUUUAUGUCUUUAUGUUAACAAGGGAUAGUUUUAAAUUUGUGGAUAUUCACGUUUCCUCUCUCAAAUGGAUUGAAUUUAAUAAAGUUGUGCACCUGAUGAAAGUAAGGAACAUCAUUUUGUAGGUUCCAAAUAGUAAUACUUUAACAUAGAAAAUAAUUCAAUUUUAAAUAAAAUAUUAAAACUACAUUUAGAUUUAUGACCCUCUUAAAAUGCUUACCGUGCCCAGUAGAAACUUGAAUGUACACAACUCAGAUCUUAUAUCAUAAUAAUAAAUUUCUCCUUAACAUUCGUUUAUUUUCCAACCAGUUAUCAAUGUGAUUAUGGCCAUGAGUUCAACACGGCUGUUCCAAACACAAGAGGCAGUCUGGCCUGUCUUCCUACGGGUAACUGGGAACCAGACCUUCCAGUGUGUGGACCGGUCAGAUGUCCCGACCCCCCUCCCAUAUACG
This is a messenger RNA of Lymnaea stagnalis (great pond snail), 23383 nucleotides long. NCBI's taxonomy places the organism in Eukaryota, Metazoa, Mollusca, Gastropoda, Lymnaeidae. The record is from the annotation of a GenBank genome assembly.